Molecule: messenger RNA, 2325 nt
Organism: Lodderomyces orthopsilosis Co 90-125
Lineage: Eukaryota; Fungi; Ascomycota; Pichiomycetes; Serinales; Debaryomycetaceae
Product: chromatin modification protein
Exons: 1
Coding region: 1-2325 (774 amino acids)
Biological process (GO): transcription initiation at RNA polymerase II promoter
Cellular component (GO): transcription factor TFIID complex
Molecular function (GO): protein binding; RNA polymerase II general transcription initiation factor activity
Source: RefSeq, a predicted model, not a curated record
AUGAAUAACGAAGCUAAGCGGAUGCUGUCAGAUGCUCAGCAAAAUGCAACGGGCGCGCCUAUAGCUAAUACGCAGAGCUCUUCUCAAUCUGUACCACUACAAUCUCAAGCUCCACGUCCUGCGCAACAACAGCAACAGCAACAAGUCAGAAGCAAUCAGCCUCAAUACUCACAGGCCGACUUAAAUCGAAUAGUGCUUGACUAUUUAAACAAAAAGGGGUACCACAGAACAGAAUCUAUGCUUCGGUUGGAGAGCACAAACACACCAACCCCAGCAGGCGCCCCUGCCACUCCUGCAACCACAGAAUUAGUAUCACCAAGUGAGUUGGUUGUCAAUAUGGAAGACAAGUUGAACAAAGACGCCAAAGAGUUGAGAGAACUCAAAGAGAAACAGUCAAAAGUUGAGCGUGAGCUACAAGAAACAAAGGACCGUGAGGUAAGGUUGGCCAAAGAAGCUGAUUUGAGACAAUUGAAAGCAUUGGAAGCCAAAACUAGAAUUGAAAAUGACCCCGAUACUUACUUUAUGGCUUAUUCGAUGCUUAGGAAAUGGGUCGAAUCUUCAUUGGACUUGUACAAGCCUGAAUUAUCCCGAGUAUUGUAUCCUUUGUUUAUACAUUGUUUCUUGGACUUGAUAACAAAAGGGUAUGAAGUUAAAGCCAAGCAGUUUUUUGACAAAUACAAGUCCGAUCAUUUGAUUUUACAUGGCGUCGAGGUGAGGAAGUUCGCCGGUUUAUCGUUACCUGAACAUAUACAAGAGAAUGAAGUGGCGGUAGCCUAUAGAAAGCACAGAUAUAGAAUAUUGGUGUCAAAGACAUCACUCAACUUGUUGUUGUAUUUCCUUCAUGAGAAUGAGGCUGUUGGUGGUGCAAUUUUGAUACGUAUGAUUAAUCAAUAUUUGGAUCCCGUUAUUUCCAAAAAUAGACCUGACAAGAUUGACCAAGAAGGUGAAGCCAAUCCAGAAGAAGGAAUAUCCGAGUACUUUGCUAAUACAAAUGAGUUGGAGAAGUUCAAUAGCGAAAAGGAGGUAAAGUUAGGUAAGAUGCCAUUGGAUACCGAAGUUAGCAAAGAAGUAGAGGCCGAGUUGAAGGUGAAGGAUGGAAAGGUACUGCCAGUUAAUGGUAAAACACUUAGUGAAGAGUUUCAAGAAUUAACAAAGCCAGAUGUUGAUUCGCCAGCAAAAGAUUCAUUACCUUUACCAAUGAAAGAUGCAACCGACAUCAAGAAGAUGAUUUUACAAGUUGAAGAUUCUAGAUCUAAGAUAAAGUUGGGUACGAUACAAGCUAGUUCUCCUUCUGUUUGUAUGUACACCUUUCACAAUACAAACAAUGAAAUGACCUGUGUUGCAUUCAACGAAGACUCAACACUUGUUGCAGCGGGUUUUCAAGGAAGCUAUGUCAGAAUAUGGAGUUUAGAUGGUAAGCCUCUUGAGUCAGCUGUUAAAAAAGACCGCAAGAAUCAUCAGUUCCCCGAAAACUCGAGGAAAUUAAUUGGACAUAGUGGUCCUAUAUAUGGGAUUUCUUUUUCACCCGAUAACAAAUUCCUUCUCACUUGUUCUGAAGAUAAAACGGUACGUCUUUGGUCUUUGGACACAUUCACGGCAUUGGUAUCAUAUAAAGGACAUAAUCAACCCGUAUGGGAUGUCAAGUUUUCACCAUUGGGCCAUUACUUUGCAACGGCUUCACAUGAUCAAACUGCUAGAUUAUGGGCAACUGACCAUAUCUACCCAUUGAGGAUAUUUGCUGGACAUAUAAAUGACGUCGAUUGUGUCGAGUUCCAUCCAAAUUCAAACUACGUCUUUACUGGAUCAAGUGAUAGAACUUGUAGAAUGUGGGAUGUUCAUAAUGGUCAUUGUGUUAGAAUUUUCAUGGGCCAUACAAAUGCCAUCAAUUGCCUUGCCGUCUCGCCAAAUGGUAGGUGGCUCGCUAGUGCAGGAGAGGAUAAUGUGAUUAAUCUAUGGGAUAUUGGCACGGGAAGAAGAUUGAAAACGAUGAAAGGUCAUGGUAGAUCCUCUAUAUACUCCUUGUCCUUCUCGCGCGAUGGAACCGUGUUGGUUAGUGGUUCAGGAGACAAUAGUGUGAGAGUUUGGGAUGUUAAGAAAAACACCAAUGAUGCAGGACCAGAACCAGAAGCAUUUGUUACUGUAAAUAAUAGUGAAGGGAGUGAAGAGAAGAAAGGUCCACAACAGCAGCAACAACAAUUGAACAGAAGAGAUGUGAUUGCUAGCAGCGACCACAUGACUGCAUUUUUCACAAAAAAGACUCCAGUUUUUAAUGUCCAUUUUACGAGAAGAAAUCUUUGCUUGGCUGCAGGUCCAUUUCAGGGGUAA